This is a messenger RNA of Protobothrops mucrosquamatus (brown spotted pit viper), 4230 nucleotides long. Its product is annotated as KIAA0319 like. Bases 87 to 3440 code for a protein of 1117 amino acids. The transcript has 21 exons. Gene Ontology annotation, cellular component: plasma membrane; cytoplasmic vesicle. The record is from RefSeq and is a predicted model, not a curated record. Gene Ontology annotation, molecular function: calcium ion binding; protein binding. Lineage: Eukaryota; Metazoa; Chordata; Lepidosauria; Squamata; Viperidae. Gene Ontology annotation, biological process: homophilic cell-cell adhesion.
GCCUUUUCACCUGUCGGCCAAGAACCCCCGUCCCCUCACCGCGGCCCGCCAUGCUCCCCUGAACUCGGUGUCUGUCUGCAAAGGCCAUGGAGAAGAGUUUGGAAAACAAUUUCAGCAUCAGCUUUCUGAAUCCAUUGGUAAUCUUCUUUAGAAAAUCUGCCAAGUGUCUGGGCCAUCUCCCUCUAAUCUAUGUAUUUGUCUGCCUCAGUGCCCUCUCUUUAUGUACAGAUGGAAGCUGGAGCAGAAGUGCUUGCCAGUCUGGAAAGCCUUUGGAACAGGGCAGUUUGAGGUCAUCAGAUGGUGUCCAACUUCAGCUGCUAGAAGGAUUGCAUUCUAUCCACUCUUGUCAAGCUGCUUGUUGUCAAACCCCAGCCUGCGAUGCAUUUUGGCUCAUGGGGACUAUCUGCAUUCAGGUGAACUGUACCAAGUCUCACAAGUGUCAGGAGAUCAGAACUGACACGGCGGAGCCCAUCAUGGUCUUUGUAACGAAAUCUGAUCUUGAUGUAGAUUCCCAAUCUGCCAAAGAGAGGCAAGCCCAUCUUCCCAAAUGGUUGAACUGGAGGGAGAGACAUCAGAGUAAGUCAAGGAUACAGAGGUCCUUCAAAGAGCUGCCUGCUCAUGCAUUGCAUUUAGGAAAAGUCAGGGGAAAUUCUCUAAAGCGAGACGUGGACUCCUCCGUUGGAAGUUCUAUAAACCAUCCAGUUCCAUCAGAAGACUUGGAUAGAAUACCAACUCACGAGGAUCUUAAAGAACCACAGUCUUCAAGAUCGGAAGCGGACCUUUCAGGAAACCAUAGCAAAGUAGAGAAAACCCUCCUGCCAAAUAAUAAGGAUUCGAAAGAACUGAAACCCCAAAGCCCAUCUUCUUCCAACAGUGAUAACAUUAACAACAGACAGCAUGACCUUGAUGGGAGUGACUCCUUGGAGGCCCCUACAGGAGUUUCUACACCAUAUCCCUCUUCAGCAACCAUCGUCCCCAGCCCUGUUGGGAACUCUGAGAAAACCAGACCAUCCAACAAUGCUUCCAUCCAGACCAUCUCUUUAGAAAAAGCCAUCCCAACUUCUAAUAGUCUUCCGGGAAAGGAUUUGGGGAAGGUGCAACAGGUGUUCCCUGUUCCAACUGGCACGCCCAUCAAUGGCAGCGUUACUGCAGUUCUGACCAAUCCUGCUAUAGUACCUAGUACUCCUGCCCCAACACCAGUUAUGAAGAAAUUGGCAGUUUCUGCUGGAGACAGUGUCCAGGUGACCCUGCCAAAGAAUGAAGUGGAACUGAAUGCAUAUGUCCUACCUCCACCACCUAAAGGAAGUAGCUAUUCCUAUGAUUGGAGAUUGAUUACGCACCCAAAGGAUUAUAGUGGAGAGAUGGAAGGACAGCAUUCACAGAUUCUCAAGUUAUCCAAGCUCACAGUUGGCCUAUAUGAAUUCAACGUGAUAGUAGAUGGUGAUAAUGCACACGGAGAAGGGAUGGUGAAUGUGACGGUUAAACCAGAGCCUCGAGUAAAUCAGCCCCCCGUGGCCAUUGUGUCACCCCAGUUCCUGGAGAUCUCUCUUCCAACCACCUCAACAGUCAUUGACGGCAGCCAAAGUACUGAUGAUGACAAAAUAGUCAGCUACCACUGGGAAGAACUAAAGGGGCCACUUCGAGAAGAGAAGGUCUCUGCUGAUACAGAUAUUCUGGAACUGACCAACCUGGUACCAGGAAAUUACACGUUCCGCCUCACUGUGGUGGAUUCUGAUGGUGCUAGCAACUCCACCACCGCUAGCCUGACAGUAAACAAAGCCGUGGACUACCCCCCUGUGGCAAACGCGGGUCCUAACCAAGUGAUCACCCUGCCUCAAAAUUCCAUCACCCUUUACGGAAACCAAAGCACAGAUGACCAUGGCAUUGUCAGCUACGAAUGGUCCCUCAGCCCCAACAGCAAAGUGAAGGUAGCAGAAAUGCAGGGGGUAAGGACUUCAACUCUGCAGCUCUCAGCCAUGCGUGAAGGUGACUAUACCUAUCAACUGACAGUGACAGAUUCUGCUGGCCAUCAGUCCACCGCUGAAGUCACCGUGAUCGUACAACCUGAAAACAACAAGCCGCCCAGGGCAGAUGCUGGUCCAGACAAAGAACUCAUCCUGCCAGUGGACAGCACCACUCUGGAUGGCAGCAAGAGCUCAGAUGACCAGAAGAUUGUCUCCUUCCUUUGGGAGAAAACACAGGGUCCAGAUGGGGUGAAACUGGAAAAUGCCAACAGCAGCAUAGCCACAGUCUCUGGGCUUAAAGUGGGAACGUACACAUUCACACUAACAGUCAAAGAUGAACGGAAUUUGCAAGGGCAAAGUUCAGUUAAUGUCAUUGUGAAAGAAGAGAUAAAUCAGCCUCCUGUGGCAAAAAUUGUGGGGAACAGCCUUACCAUCACUCUCCCUACAAGCACGGCAGAGCUUGAUGGGUCCCAGUCUAUGGAUGACAAAGGAAUUGUCACCUUCCUGUGGACUCGGGAUGAGAGCAGCCCUGCAGCAGGGGAGGUGCUAAAUAAUUCGGAUCAUCAUCCCAUUCUGUUUCUCUCCAACCUGGUGGAGGGAACGUACACCUUCCUUCUAAAAGUGACUGAUGCCAAAGGGGAGAGUGAUGGAGACCGAGCCACUGUGGAAGUGAAACCUGAUCCUAGGAAGAACAACCUUGUGGAAAUGAUCCUAGAUGUCAACGUCAGCCACCUGACGGAGCGGCAGAAGGGCAUGUUCAUCCGUCAGAUCGGGGUUCUGCUUGGGGUCCUAGAUUCAGACAUCACAGUUCAGAAGAUCCAGGCUUACACUGAGAAGAGCACAAAGUUGGUGUUCUACGUGCGGAAUCAGCCUCCUCGCCAGAUCUUCAAAGGGCGCGAUGUUGCGUGGACUCUCAAGAGUGAAUUGCGGAAGCAACAAUCAGAAUUCCUUAUCUUCCGUGCGCUGGAGAUCAAUACCGUCACCUGCCAGCUAAACUGUUCAGAUCACGGCCUCUGCGACUCUUUCACCAAGCGUUGUAUUUGUGAUCCUUUUUGGAUGGAGAACUUCAUCAAAGUGCAGAUUGGUGAGGGUGAAAGCAAUUGCGAAUGGAGUGUGCUCUACGUCGUGAUUGCAUCCUUUGUGAUUCUGGUCUCCCUUGGCAUCUUCUCCUGGGUGGUGGUCUGCUGCUGCAAGAAGAAAAAAGGAAAAGCCAAAAGGAAGAGUAAGUAUAAGAUCUUGGAUGCCACGGAUCAAGAGAGCCUGGAGCUGAAACCAAAUUCCAAAGCAGGCAGCAAGCAGAAGCCCCAGGCCCAGAACACCAGUCUGAUGCAUUCCGAGUCUGAACUGGACAGCGACGAAGCCAUCUUCACUUGGCCUGACCGGGAGAAAGGAAAGCUGCUCCACGGCCAGAACGGGUUUCUGAGAAACGGGCAGGUGAUCCUGAAGCCCAAAAAACAGCGGGAAGAGAUUCUAUAGCGACCGGCCUGCGUGGCAAAGAGUUGGCAAGGGGUUCAGAAGACCGCUCUCUCUCUCUCUCUCUCCGCCCUCGGUUGCACGAGGUAUCUUGGGAGUACCCCUGUUGGAGAGCCCUUCUCUCUUUACCAAUAAUCUCUUAAGAAAACGGGGAGUCCAACUGCCAGUCCUUGAAACUGGACUCAAAAGGGAAAUUUAAUUUUGGCAAAAAAAGGAAAGAAAAAAAGAAGAAGAAGCUGUGAAACAAAGACUACAAAGGGCAGGUGCGGUUCUGAAAAACAAUGCAGAACUUCCCGGCCACUCCUGUGAAAAGGCGUCGAUUUGCGUAGGGCUGCCGUACCGAUCCCAGGCACUUCUUGCCAACAUCUGUUUGCCACAGAGUUGGCAACCCUCUUCACACACACUCCUGCGUUGUUUGUGAGAACACACUUUGUAGUUGGUCUUGAAAGCUGAGAUGCCUCAAACUAUGGUUUGUUUGUUUUUUGUCCUAAUUCACUCCUAGGAAAACCUUCCUGAUUCACCAUCCUUGAUGAGCUUCGUUUUCCAGAAAUGGAAGAAGCCACGUUUCCACGGCAAGCAAAGAAACUGCAUGUUGGCUAUGACGGUCAAGGGUUAUUUCCCCUUUUAAGUUUUUGCCAGUGGUGAGCAUUGAGAUGGAGCCUCCAGAUCAUUGGUGGCUCUGGCUCUUUUCCUCCACGCUCUGCGUCCAGCCUGAAAGUUUUUUCUCACUGAUAGUCAGUCACACUGUAAAACAACAGGCUCCUUUGCCUGUGAAAAACACUGAUGUGUUGUC